GAAACCAUAAGCAAAACUCAGUUGACGACACCGGUCAUGAGAGUGGCCUGAUUAUGGCCAAUCUUACGUAAUGUGUGAGAUCUUGAUAUUACCCCAUCCUUGAGAGUUUUCUAUAAAGCUACAGGGACUUAGGAGCACCUUUAAUCACAGACAACCCAUGUUCCUGUGGAUUAUGGUUUAUUAGAUUGCACAUGCCUGAAUAAAGACAUCCUCUGCAGUCUUUUGACAAUUCUAUAAGCAUUUUGUGACUGCAAUUAGACAACUAAGAGAUCUGUGUUACUUCCAUCACAUAUAUAAAUAAUUUUAAAUAAAAAUCAUGGCGUGAGUAAUUUAUGUCCUCUACCGAUUUGAAGCUAUUCAUUUGGAAGACCACUCUGAAGAGAUGAAAUAAGUCUUCUGCCAAAAAUUACUUAUUAAUUUACAAGGGAAAGGGGAAGUUUUGUUCCUCUCCUUGAUUUGACUGAAAAUCGAGGGCUUUCUCGAAUAGUUUUGGCAUCCAGGGUCAUUUUUCAUUAAAAAGCGAAAAGUCAUGUGAAAUAUGAAUCUCCCCAGGUCAUUCAGCACUAGACCCUGGGAGAUUCUGUACAGAGGGGGUUUGUUAUAGUCAACUUUUCCGGGUAAAACAAACACAAAUACUCCUCCUCCAAGGGGCGGGGGCGGUGCCUAGGUGAUGCACCAAUCACAGCGCGCCCUACCCUAUAUAAGGCCCCGAGGCCCUGUGGCGUUUUACGCUUUUCGCUGGUUAUUACAUUUAGCGUUUCUCUGCUGUUAUGUCUGAAACCGUGCCUGCAGCUUCUGCCGGUGCUGUUCCAGCCGUCAUGGAGAAACCUCUAACCAAGAAGAGAGGGAAGAAGCCGGCUGGCUUGACAAGUGCAAGUUGCAAAGCACCGAACCUCUCUGUGUCCAAGUUAAUCACCGAGGCCCUUUCAGUGUCACAGGAACGAGUAGGUAUGUCUCUGGCUGCGCUCAAGAAGGCACUGGCCGCUGCUGGCUACGACGUGGAGAAGAAUAACAGCCGCAUCAAACUGUCCCUCAAGAGCUUAGUGAACAAGGGAAUUCUGGUGCAAACCAGGGGUACUGGUGCCUCCGGUUCCUUUAAGCUUAGUAAGAAGGUCCUUCCUAAAUCUACCAGGAGGAAGGCUAACAAGUCAGCUUCUGCCAAGACCAAGAAGCUGGUUUUAUCCAGGGACUCCAAGUCACCAAAGACUGCUAAAACCAAUAAGAGAGCCAAGAAACCGAGGGCGACAGCUCCUAAAAAAGCUGUUAGGAGCGGGAGAAAGGCUAAAGGAGCCAAGAGUAAGCAACAGCAGAAGAGCCCAGUGAAGGCAAGGGCCACGAAGCCAAAAUUGACUCAACAUCAUAAAGCUAAUAUUAGAAAGGCCACAUCUAGCAAGUAAAGAGAACUUUCCAGGAGGCCGAUUUCGAAAGAACCCAAAGGCUCUUUUAAGAGCCACCCACAUUAUUUUAAAAUGGCGUAACACUGGAAACUUAAUUUCUAUGACAGUUAACUAUAGGUUUAAGUUGUGAUACAGCUGAGUUGAAAAGUCUUGAGGUGGGAGAAUUCAGUCCAGGAUUCAAGACCAUCCUGCGCAAUAUAGCCGGACUACCAUCUAUGCCAGAGGUCCCCAUUUCCCCUGGCCACCCACCGGUACGGUUCUUGUCAGUGGCACGUUAUGAAUUGGGCCGCACAGCUGAGGGGUGAGUGAACAUUAACCACCUGAGCUCCACUGCCUGUUAGGUUAGCUGCAGCAUUAGAUUCUCAUAAGCUCAAACCGUAUUGUGAA
Messenger RNA from Chlorocebus sabaeus (green monkey), 1784 nucleotides. RefSeq names its product H1.6 linker histone, cluster member (gene H1-6). Gene Ontology annotation, biological process: nucleosome assembly. Gene Ontology annotation, cellular component: nucleosome. Lineage: Eukaryota; Metazoa; Chordata; Mammalia; Primates; Cercopithecidae. Gene Ontology annotation, molecular function: DNA binding; structural constituent of chromatin. The record is from RefSeq and is a predicted model, not a curated record.